AUGGCCAUCGGCAAACAGACUUCUUCAAAGCCGUUUCCCCAACCAGCUGCGGGGUACACCGAGCCCUUUUGGCGGACAGAGGUAGAUCCGCUGGACAGUCAUCAAAGUUCACCAGAUCUGCCCGCUGAGACUGAUAUUCUGAUCAUUGGUGGUGGCUAUGCGGGUGCCUCGGCGGCGUAUCAUCUCUGUGAUGGUACGUCACAGGCCGAGUCUCCGCGAGUGGUGCUUCUCGAAGCGCGAGAGCUGUGCUCUGGCGCUACUGGGCGAAAUGGAGGUCAUUUGCGACCCGAUCUAUAUGCGAUUACCAAAACGUAUUCGGAACGAUAUGGUCUAGACGCUGCGGAGGAGGUGGUUCGAUUCGAGAUUUCACACAUGAGGAAACUUGAAGAGAUUGUGCAAAAGGAGCAGAUUGACUGCAACCUAACGUUUACUCGCUCUUUUGACAUUUAUCUUGACGAGGAUCAACUGGCGGAGGCCAAAGCCUUUUAUGACUUUCUCAUCUCGCAAGGUCUUGAUUUCAUGAGAGAUGUCGAGUACUUGUCCGAGGAGGAGGCCCAAAGGUCCGCCAAAGUACGAAAUGCCAAAGGAGGCUUUAGCUUUUCUGCUGGCCAUCUCUGGCCCUAUAAGCUGAUUGUCGGUCUAAUCCGCGUGGCGGUCUCUCGCGGACUCAAUCUCCAGACCAGAACCAUGGUCACCGAGAUUGGUUCGAUUCCGUCCCAACAAGGAUUGUGGCCUGUACACACGAGUCGCGGGACCAUCCACGCCCGCAAGAUUAUCCUUGCGACCAACGCCUUCACAAGCGCCAUUGCACCAGAGUAUUCGCGGGCGAUUGUUCCUUGCAAGGGACUCUGUACCCAUAUCGAGGCCGCCCCCGGGGCUCCUUACGAGCCGCUCCCCGAGACAUAUGCCAUACGACAUGGACCGGGGGCCUUUAUCUAUCAAAUCUCGCGCAAGGACGGAUCGAUCAUCGUUGGCGGAGCUCAAUAUACGUAUCGGGAUUCGCCCGAGCAAUGGCAUAAUAAUUCCGAUGAUGGGUCUUUAAUUCCGAACGUGGAACACUAUUUUGACGGAUACAUGCAACGGACAUUUUUCGGCUGGGAGGACAGUCAAGCGAGAGUGAAACAAAAAUGGACCGGUGUCAUGGGAUACAGUGCGGAUUCACUGCCCCAUAUCGGAGCUAUCCCCAAUAAGCCCGGGCAAUUCAUCGCUGCAGGGUUCAAUGGACAUGGCAUGCCAGUCGUCUUUUUGUGCGGCAAGGCGAUUGCCGAAAUGGCUCGUGAUUCGGUCUCGUUUGAGCAAACGGGCCUGCCCAGACUCUUUGAGACCACGACGGAGCGUCUGAGUCCUAUUUACGACGAUACUCUGGGUUAG
This is a messenger RNA of Penicillium oxalicum, 1371 nucleotides long. RefSeq names its product NAD(P)/FAD-dependent oxidoreductase. The transcript has 4 exons. The record is from RefSeq and is a predicted model, not a curated record. Lineage: Eukaryota; Fungi; Ascomycota; Eurotiomycetes; Eurotiales; Aspergillaceae. Gene Ontology annotation, cellular component: cytoplasm. Gene Ontology annotation, molecular function: oxidoreductase activity. Bases 1 to 1371 code for a protein of 456 amino acids.